Exophiala viscosa is the source of this 1571-nucleotide messenger RNA. RefSeq lists its product as uncharacterized. NCBI's taxonomy places the organism in Eukaryota, Fungi, Ascomycota, Eurotiomycetes, Chaetothyriales, Herpotrichiellaceae. The coding region runs from base 135 to 1472 and encodes 445 amino acids. The record is from RefSeq and is a predicted model, not a curated record. The transcript has a single exon.
AAGACGUCCACUGCAGCCGGCGGGGCCCCCCAGGCGCUGACCUGGCAAGAGCAAUCAAGAAUCCUGGAACUGCCCGUAUCCCACGACACUUGUCACACUUUUCCGCCCUUCACAGCCUGAACAAACACUUCUCCAUGGUGAGGUACAAAUCCCAGACCGACUGUCACUUUUUCAACACAAACAGUCUCGUCUUGGCUAACAUGACUAUUUCCUAUUCUCACAAAAUGCUCGCUGCUUUUACGAACCCUUCAAUAACCGUGAAAUUCAUUGACUGCCCAUCAUCUCCUAUUCCUUCAGCUAAAGCAGCGACAAGAUCUCAGCCUCGUCAACUCCCAUCACAGUCUCUCACGAUGUCUCUUUCUCUUCCUGUCCGCUCAGCACCUCUCGUCCUCUCACCCGGCUUUCUCUUGCUCUCGUACGAAGUUCGCCAGGCGAUAUAUCAAGCAAUAUUCGUCCAGGACCACCCAAUCUUCCUCCUGUCCUUCAAUGGCCGCCUUGUCUCCAAAUACCCAGAAGACGUCAACCUCGCUGCGCUUGUACUCUGCAGACAAGUCAGUGAGGAGGCUUUGCAGGUACUCUACACCGAGAAUUACUUCAUCCUCCACUGGGGCAAAUUCUGCUAUGGACCUCCUGUCAAUCAGAUCUUCAGCCAAUCGCUCAGAUACCUCGAAGUCGACUGCACUGUCGGCUUGGAGCCUCAACUCGUUGUCGUGAUCGACCCACGUACGGUCUGGGGCUACCCAGAGCGAAUUCGCAACCUCACAGCCAAUCUGCCCGCCCUCGGAGAGCUAUUCUUCGGCUUUGACCACGUCGGGAUGCUCCUCGCCGCCGCCCUCGAUAUAUCAAUGGCUAUUCCUCGCUGUACAACCCUCCUCAACACCCCCGAACUCAGCCUGCGUGUCUGGUUUCUCAGAGCGCCACACACCCGCGAAAAAUCACCUCAGCACCAUGCUCUCAACGAGUUUUUUGGCCGUCAAGGAUCUCGGUUGAUCGACAUGCUCGUCCACCGUGCUACCAGUCCAGCCAGCAACGUUGGCCUCAUGCUGACCGCCAGUCACACCCCGUCUCUCCGCCGAAUUGUCCUCAACGGACCCAUGAUAGGCAACUUGAUGCCCAAACUCCUCCAGCACCGAUGCACGCUCGGCGACUGCGGCUUCUCAAUCAUCAACAACGGCGUCAAUCCUGCGGUGUCGGACCAGACAUACACCGGCCGCUAUGUGGACCUCGUCUGGGGCUAUAGAGGUCCUCCACCAGGUGCACAACGAGUUGCGGAACCAGAUAUGCGUCCGUGGCACGCCCAGCUCAAGGACCAUGAGAAGAAAGAGGUGGUUGAAAUGCAGGGGUACACCGAGCCUGCUUUCCCGGCUAUCGCCGAUCCGCCAAUAACCAAUCUCGCUGCUUUAUGGCCAGGUUGGACCAGUGCCGGUGUGUCGGCAACCCUGCUCAACGAAGCAUUCACCAGGAUUGUAUGAGGGAGGCAUGGACAACGGGGGUCGUUCGGACAGGAAAAGGACGACCAGUGCAUCGCUGGACAGCAAUUUGCUCACAACGAUGACAGCGACCGUCAUCAA